Molecule: messenger RNA, 1101 nt
Organism: Aureobasidium uvarum
Lineage: Eukaryota; Fungi; Ascomycota; Dothideomycetes; Dothideales; Saccotheciaceae
Source: the annotation of a GenBank genome assembly
AUGUCAGGCACGCAAACCUUCAAGAUCGCCUCUAUACCCGGCGACGGCAUCGGCACAGAAAUUACAGAAGCUGCCAUCCAAGUCUUGGAUAAAUUGGCUCAAGUGGAUGGAAGCUUCAAGCUGGACUACACACACUUUGAUUGGAGCAGUAAAGCAUAUAAUGAGAGAGGAUGGUAUAUGCCGCCAGAUGGCAUGGAGCAGCUGCAAAAGCAUGAUGCCAUCUAUUUCGGGGCCGUGGGUUGGCCAGAUGUACCCGACCACAUCUCUCUCUGGAACUUAAUCCUUCCAAUCCGCAAGAACAUGAAUCAAUACGUCAACGUGCGACCCACGCGCAUCCUCCCAGGCACAAAAUCUCCACUUUCGUCCUGCGAGACCGACCCUUCCACGCUCGACUGGAUCAUCAUCCGCGAAAACAGCGAGGGGGAAUACGCAGGUCAAGGCGGCACAACCCACGAAAACAGUCCCCACACCAUUGCCACCGAACUCGCCAUCUUCAGCCGUGUCGGCAUAGAAAGAAUCAUGAGAUACGCCUUUGAAACGGCAAGAUCAAGAGACAGGAAAAAGUUGACAAUGGUGACCAAGAGUAAUGCCCAGAGACAUGGCAUGGUCCUGUGGGACAAAGUGUUUUAUGAGGUUGCCGAGGAGUAUCCAGAUGUUCAGCAUGAUAAGAUGCUGGUAGAUGCCAUGACGGUGCGUAUGGUCAACAAUCCUGCAAGUUUGGAUACCAUUGUCGCGACGAAUCUGCAUGCCGAUAUCCUCAGUGACUUGGCGGCUGCGCUGAGUGGCAGUAUUGGUAUUGCUCCUAGCAGUAACCUGGAUCCUACCAGAAAGCAUCCUAGCAUGUUUGAGCCUAUCCAUGGCAGUGCUCCAGAUAUUGCGGGCAAGGGUGUCGCCAACCCUGUGGGUGCUUUCUGGAGUGCCGCCGAGAUGAUCAGGUGGCUUGGUCAGGGCAAGUUGGACGGCAUUGCUGACAAGCUCAUGCAAGCGAUUGAGAAUGUGACUAAGGCUGGUGUCAAAACGAGGGACUUGGCAGGAAACAGCAACACCAGAGAAGUGACCGAAGCAGUGUGCAGGCAGAUUGAGACAGUCUUCAAGAAGUAG